CGGAACGGAGCCUUAUAUAUCGUGGAAGUUAUUGAUCAUCUCUUCGCUUCCAGUCAGAGUAUCUUAAUAAAGUACCACUAGAUGGCAGGAUAUACUACUUCCAACAGUUAGCAGUCAGUUUCAGUGGCUGCAGUAGAUCACAAUAAGUACUGUGUGAUUUCGCUCCGUAACAUUAGUCUAAGCAAAAUGUUACACAUCAUCUAUAAUAUCCAGAUACUAGAAUGAGAUCCAAUGUGCUUCAUCUUGAACAUAACAUUCUGAAAGACACAUUUUAAGGAUAUAUUUUAAUGAAUUAAAUAUUAAGAAACGUAUGAUUUUAAAAUUGACAUUUUGAAAAGAAGCAUGCUGAUUAGUCACUAAAUGAAUGAUAGAAAACUGCUUGGUUUAUAAUGGGGAAAAUGAAGAGAAUAUUGAGACCGUUUAUAAAAAUUAAGCGCCUUUCGAGAAGAAAAAAAUUGAUUCUAUUGGGUCGCGAAAUUGAGAAACAUAUACGAUGGAGAUGGAAACGAGACAAAAUGCAUACUAUUUUGGAAACUAUCACUACCGUUGAUUUCAACACAUUAAGAAUUACAACGGAUCCAGAUAUUGAUAUGGAUUAUAUCAAAGGCAUGUCAACCAUAUCAAUUUACGAUCAUAAUUAUAGAAAUCCGGGACAAGAAAACAUAUCCGAAGUUUCUAUACAUAUCAGACCCGACGUGGUACGUAAAUUGAGCAAUUUAGAUAUCAACGAUGAAAAUGAAACAAAUUGUAACGCGAACCCGCAACAGGACAUCGGAUACGAUAUUUUACAACAAACUUCGUAUCUUCGUAUAAGUGACAAUAAUGAGCCGGAUAUAAAUGAAAGAAUAAAGAAUAUCAUGGUAUCGGAGAAUGUAAAUAUUAAGUAAGACAAAUUUUAAGAAUUAAAAGAAUUAAAAGAAAGAUAUUAUCUGCUUAUUUAAAGAUGUAUGAAUCAUAUAUCGAAAUAUUAAUAAAAGUAUGAAAAUUUCGUA
This is a messenger RNA of Cataglyphis hispanica, 992 nucleotides long. RefSeq lists its product as uncharacterized. The transcript has 3 exons. The record is from RefSeq and is a predicted model, not a curated record. NCBI's taxonomy places the organism in Eukaryota, Metazoa, Arthropoda, Insecta, Hymenoptera, Formicidae. Bases 390 to 887 code for a protein of 165 amino acids.